CAGCAACGGUGGUUUUUUACCCUCUAUCUGUCAAACAAACCAAAUGUAAUUUCUUCUUUUAUCAGAGUUAAAUAAUUUUAGGUUUUAAAGUAUGUCAGGUUACUCAAACGGCUAAUAUUAUAGUGACGUAGGUACGGAUGUGAGACAACGGAGUCUAUUCAGCAUCUCACCGGUGGAUGUCAAACUUUUGCACCAACGAAAUAUAAAGAACGACAUGAUCUUGUUGCAAAAAUACUGCAUCAAGAACUCGCAGAAAAACUAAACCUCUUACCGGCAGCCAUUUUAUAAAUACGCCUGAAAGAAGCCGGAACGAGUUCUUGAAAAUGACCAACACAAAUAUUGGAAUCGCAUUGUACUCACAGACCAACGAGUAAGUAACAAUAGGCCUGACCUAAUCCUAAUCGAUAACAUUUCUAGGAAUUCAACCCUUAUUCCCAAUAAUAAAGAGCGAAACAUAAUGAAAAGAUUGUUAAGUACAGGGAUCUAGAACACCACAUACGAAGACAAUGGGAAUUGAGAGAAGUGCGGACAGUUGUAGAGACAGGAUGUACAGAGGUGCCAUAGGGUGUAAAGAACAGCUAAUUAUCGACUUCGUAGUUUGCAACCAGGCAUUUAACAACAAAAGAAACCUUUUUGACUACCGAAAAACUUUUGAUGAAGUUCGACAUAAAUGGCUUAUUAAUGUACUUAAAUUGUACAAAAUAGAUAACCACAUAAUUUCCUGUUUAGGAUUCGCUAUGGCAUCUUGGCGAACAUCAAUAAAACUUCAAGUGCCUAACGGUAACUGCAUUGGAACUAAUAUGAUUCCAAUUCGUAGGGGUAUAUUCCAGGGAGAUUCCUGAAUUCCAUUUUGGUUCUGUCUGCCAUGAACCCACAUCUAGCCAACUCAAUUCAACUAGACUCUAUUUCAGAAGUGUAUAGAGCAAUGAACUGGGGAAUUCCGUUCUGUUUGGCUACGUUUCGUGGUAGUUCAUAGGCGCAGGUACUUAUAAUAUUUAUGAAUUUAAUUUUCACGGAUUAAAUGCCUUUAUUUUAAAAGAGAUUAAAUACUAAAUAAAUACUUUUAAUCCUUUUGUAUAGGUACCUAUCUUUUAACGCUUUGUAACAUGCAAAAAUGGGGUCAGGUAAUAUAUACAGACUAUAAAUACUUUUAAAUCAUAUUUUAAACGUUAGUAGUCACUGCUACGCUGUAGUGUAAUCACAAUAUUAUUAUCCCAAUAUUUAAAAAAUGGAGGUAUUCAGUCCAACGAAAAGAUGUACUAAAAAUUCUCCACUAUCGCUGAGUGAAAAAGUUAUUAUUUUAAAUGUACAUGAUUGCAUAAAACACGAUUACCCUAGUUUUACUGUGCAAGAAAUUGUUGAAAAAUGUUCUUGAAUGAGUGGAAUUGGAAAGUCCACCAUUUUCAAAUUGUUGCGGGAAAGAAAAGUAGCAGGUCAAGUGGAAUCUCCCAAGCAAAAGCCAGGACGACCUACAAAAGUCCUUGAUGAAAAUGCUAAAUGUAUAAUUCGAAGAAAAGUUCACUCUUUUUAUUUUAAAAAGGAAAUACCCACCCUAGACAAAAUUUUAAUGGAGCUUGGCCGAGAUGACAGUAUUCCGUUGAUAAGUAGAAAACUUUUAUGGAAAACUUUAAAAAAUAUGGAUUUUGCCUGGGAAAAGCAUAACCGCAAAGCACUUUUACUGGAGAGCGACGAAAUUGUUUGUUGGAGACGACAAUACUUGAGAAGUAUCAAGCAGUACCGCAGGGAGCAAAAGAAAGUUUUUUAUCUUGAUGAGACGUGGAUUAACGAAGGUUAUAUAGUCCAAAAAAUGUGUCAAGACAAAAAUAUAACCAGUGCUCGCCAAGCUUUCAUAGAAGGCCUGUCUACGGGUAUUAAAGUACCUUCGGGAAAAGAAAAAAGACUUAUAAUCACACAUAUUGGAAGCGAAGAGGGAUUUUUAAAAGAAGGUCUGCUAACCUUUGAGUCGACUCGCACAGGAGAUUACCAUGAAGACAUGAACUCAGACGUUUUCGAGGACUAUUUUGGUGAAAUGAUAAAAUUUCUUCCGGCUAAUUCGGUGGUGGUUAUGGAUAACGCAAGCUAUCAUUCACGGCGAAUAAAGAAGACGCCAACUUCAAGUUGGAGAAAGCAAGAAAUUAUCAAUUGGCUGACUGCAAAAGGUAUUGCGUUUGAAGCAAAUUUGAUAAAAAAAGAACUGCUGGCAAUAGCAAACUUACACAAAACUCGUUUCAUGAAAUACGCCGUGGAAGAUAUAGCCGAAAAAUAUAAUAUAACUGUACUGCGCUUACCGCCAUAUCAUUGCGAACUAAAUCCUAUAAAACUGAUAUGGGCGCAGGUAAAAGGAUUUGUAGCAAGACAAAACACGACUUUUAAAAUGAAAGAUGUUAAGCUACUGUUUAAUCAAGCCAUUACGGAAGCGACACCAGAGAAUUGGCGAAAAGCAGUCCAGCAUGUAAUUAAGCAAGAGGACAAAAUGUGGGAUCUUGACAACCUCAUCGAUCAGACAGUCGAUCCUUUAAUUAUAAUGUCAAGAGGUGAUGACAGUUCGUCAGAUGACGAAGAAGACUACAAUCUAUUAUAAUUUAAAAUUGUUAUACACUGUUCAAAAAGUGCCAGAUCCAAAAGUGACAUUUUCAACUGUUUUACUCUACAUAUUAUGUUCAAUAAAUUUGUGAAAAAAAUAUAUUAUUCCAUUUAAACAAAAGUAACUUUCUAAAAUAAAAUAGCAUUUAAGUACAUUAAUUAUAAGGUAAAAAACAAGUCCCAGUUGCACGCCUUUGGCGAACCGUUUUCAAUGUUUAUCAGUGGGUACCAAUGGGCAAAACUCAUAAAUUGACCCAAAACCGGGUGGCACUACCUGCAAUCAACGAAAAGAAAGAAUUUUACAUUGAAACUAAUACCCAACUAAGGUAGUGGCAUAAAAUAUUGGUGGAUCACCAGGUACCACUUUUGCAUACCUAAUGAGGUUUUAUUGCUCUACACACUUCUGAAAUAGAGUAUAGGUACGGAUUUCGCCUAAAAAAUGAUAAUAGAGAACUAACAAGAGUAAACCAUCUACUUUAUAUGGAUGACUUGACAUAACUAGAUCAGAUUCUUAAAAUAGUGGAAAAAUUCUCUGAUGAUCACUACAAGAAUGCGACGACUUCUUAAAACAAGUCUUAACAGCAGAAACUUAUUUAAAGCUAUUAAUACAUAUGUAGUCAGUUCAUUAACUACUCUUUUGGUAUUAUAGGAUGGAGUAAAACGAUUAUCAAAAAUUUGCAAAGAAAGGUUAGAAUACUCCCAACGAAAGCCAAUAAGCAUCAUCCGCGGAGUGACAUCCGCGGACAACUACGACAUAUGGGACUACCUUUACAUAUCGGAGGAAGAAGAAUGACCGACAUAGAGAAGCAAAUGUUCUUUUUCUUAAGAAAGGCUGAAACAUCACACAUUCAUCGUAUGUGAAGCAGACGACUCAACACCACUUAAACUACAGGAGCUUGAACUGUCCAUACACCAUCGCACCGAGCAAGAAAAAAUGCAAGCUUGGAUGG
This is a messenger RNA of Anthonomus grandis grandis, 3533 nucleotides long. RefSeq lists its product as uncharacterized. The transcript is spliced from 2 exons. The record is from RefSeq and is a predicted model, not a curated record. NCBI's taxonomy places the organism in Eukaryota, Metazoa, Arthropoda, Insecta, Coleoptera, Curculionidae. The coding region runs from base 1376 to 2581 and encodes 401 amino acids. Gene Ontology annotation, molecular function: nucleic acid binding.